Klebsormidium nitens is the source of this 4308-nucleotide messenger RNA. Lineage: Eukaryota; Viridiplantae; Streptophyta; Klebsormidiophyceae; Klebsormidiales; Klebsormidiaceae. The record is from the annotation of a GenBank genome assembly.
AUGCCACAGUGCAAUAAAUUGCGCGGCAGGCCGCCGCGCAGCGGCACUGCACAUAGGCUUGCAGCCAACACAACGACCAUUUUCAUCAAAGCUGUUGAACCCCCACCAAUGGAUGGACCGUCGAUUCAAUCAGAGCCUCAGAAGGUCCUUCCUCCAAAGAGCAGACUCCCUAGUCUUACCAGAUCCCCCAGCAGCAGCAGAGCCUAUCCCCCUCCCCCAGUAUGCGCCCCGGUCACCGAGUUGAGCCCCCAGAGCAAGGACUCCCUGCUGCAAACGCAGGCGUCCCUCGGGGCCUGGCUCGAGGGGCGCGUUCACACCCUCCAAGAGUGCGUUCACACGCUUCAGCGGGAGCUGUGCACGUCUGACGAGGAGCGGAGGCGGCUGCUGGCAUUAAAUGCAGAGCUACUGCGGGACGCACAGGUGCGCGACCAGCUGUGCAAGGUCCAGGGGCGCGAGCUCUGGCGCCUGCGGCAGAUCCUCACGGGGGUACUUCCAAACCUGUCGCUGGACCCCCCUCCAGGGACAGUUAAGGAGACGCGCCUCCACUGGGGAGAAACGGGAAGGGAGGGCCAGGGCUCAGUGCGGGGGAUGCUCGAGAGCGCGGAGAGACGGAUGCAGAAGGCAGGCGGAAAUGUGCAGCAGAAGGGGCCGGAAAGCGGUUUGAUCAGGUUGCAAGAGCAGGGGCUUGUUAGGUAUGACGAGCCCUUCAAACUCAGCCCAGUACCGCUGGAGAGAACCUCUCCGGCAAUUGUGUGGAAGAGCAGCGAAUCACGGGCACCAGAAAGGCGCCACUGGGUUGGAAUGGCAGGGCGGGGAUGCGAGGCGGGUGCAAUCAAGCCACCGGAGAAGCUGUCAGAAUGCAGUGAACAGGGGAAGCUUGAACAGGGUGAGAUGGGAGCGUCAGCAGAAAGAGGGGUGCUGCGACGCAGUGUGGUCGUAGAAGGGGCGGUGGGAAAAGUUUGCAGUGAGUCGGGCUGCAGCAAAGACUGUCAAGCAGAGGUCAGCUUGCCUCAGCAGACGCCCAGUGUCAUAGGGGCUAGUAGCAAGGGUGCGGAUCUGGAAGGGGGUGAACCGAGCCUGUGUCCAGCAUCUGAAAAGCACCCCCCCGGAACAGAGUCAAGCCCUGUGGCUGGGGCAAAGCAGAGCAACCCCGCUGAGUCAACGGAGGACCCAGUGGCUUCCGUUGCAGAGCCGCAGGGGAACGCGGGAAGCGUCCCACCAGGGAGCCUUCUGGGUUCAGUAGAUGCUGAUUCUAUGCUAGCAGGCAGACUUGCCCCGUCUUCGGGCCGCAGGAGCAGCGGCAUCGCGCCCGACAUGGUGUUUGCAAUGAUGCAGCUGGCUGAGGGGGGGCAGGCGAUUUUGAGUCCUUUGGGGAAGGAGGGGCUGCUCCAGGCGACAAGAGGCAGAAACGAAGAAAGUGGAGGCGACAGGAGAGGGAACAAGGGCGCAGGCCAGACAACUAGGGGUGGUGAGAAGGAGACUGCCGACGCAGAAAAAGUUCCUCGAGCUUGGGAGGGGCGGGAGAAGGAGGGUCAGGGCGGAGAAUUGAGAACAAGGAUUACGGAGGAGACUGGAGAACAGGGAAAGGCUCUGGACAGUGGAAGGAAGAACACCGAAGACAGAGAGGAGAAGAUAGGGGGUGAGGAGAAGCGAGCUGCGGCCAUGGAGCAAGGGAGUAGUGAUUGGGCCCACGAAGUUUGUGAUGUGAAGAAUGGAAGGAGUGGCGAACACGAGGAGCUUGGAGCGGGGCGGCAGAGAACAAGAGGCGCGCCGGAGGACUCCGCUGGGGGCGCCGCAGAGGGAGCGUUGUCAGCCGAGCCGGAGAAGGCUCCUGGGCAGGAGAAGGGGGACGAUGCAGAGCGUGAAGCAAAGCUUUUGGACCACGACGCAGAGCAAGUUUCGAAUCCUGUCCUCGAGACUUGGAAAGACGAAGCCGAAGGAGGGUCGCAAGCGAUUUGCAAGGAAUCGGCUGUCGUAGCUCAGGUGACAGAAAGCUUCUGCGCGAUCUUCGCCCCCAGCCAAGAGCCUGUCGUUACAUCCGUUUCCGGGCUCGUUCCAAAUGCAGACGCCCAGGAAUCACCGUCCGACUCCCUUACCAGAUCUUUCAAAGCCUCCAAAACAGCGUUAGGGGAGGACACUACCGCACAGCCGUCACACCCAGGAAGCGCCUUGGAGGCCGACUUGGAGCCCCUUUCUGAGAAGGGCCAUGAGCGCUUCACGCGCGAAUCGGACGCACGCCAGCCGUCCGAUCUUCCGAUCGUCCGCAGAAAGCGAACCAAGCGCCCGCUGUCCGGAGUCAGGAAGAAGGCGCGCACUGCCGCCAGCGCUUUCCUUCACGUCUCCCCAAAGUCCUCCAACUCUGGUUCUCAGCGGCUGGGCGACCGAGGCAGAUUGGGGGAUCCCUCUGCGCCUCUCGCCAAACCGGCGCUGCAUACGCUGCCGUCCAACCUCGAUCGGACGGCCAGCAAGCUCUCGAUGGACGCGCUCGCGAAGGCGGCCGCGCUCGUGGAAAGGGGGGGUCUCGCGAGCCCAGAAGCUGGGGGGGGGACUGCGGUUGAAACGGCAAAGAGGGCUCGGGAGGAGGCGGAAACCGGGGGAGAGGGCAGCAGCGGGUCUGGUGACGAGCUUCCAAUCUCGAAAAUGGGACGGACCGGCAAGGGCGGGGAGGUGACACGUGGCAAGCAGAGGGAGCGCCACGUGGCGUCGUCCGUUUCGGUGCCCAAAAACGCCCCUGCGGGGGUGUGCGGUCAGGGGGCCGGUCCGAAGCUCCGGGUACCUGAGGUUCCCCGGCGGUUAAGCACGGGUUUGAGCGGGUUUACCAAACUGCCGACGGGGCCGUCUCUGAUCCGGAGCGCCGGCCUCUCGGAACGGCCCGGGGCGAGCAACCGGGCGAAGUUAACCGCGGGCAAAACCCUCCCAAACCAGCCAGGGGUGGGGAACCCGCUUACACCAAACCCAGCGGUAAAGCGUUGGUCAGAGCCUGGGGACAGUCAUUGGUCUUGUGGGAAGACCCAGCUGUUAGGGGCGAAGCCCGGGGUUAGCAAACCGGGGGAGUUAACCCGCAGGACGGAUUGGGCUAACGUGGGGGUUCCGAGCAUGAACGUGGUCGGAAGAGCGGGUCCGGGCGCGAGCCACAAUCUGCCGCACAGACUCGUGCAGAGACCGGGGGGGAACGGCCACGUGCCGGAGAUCGCUGACUCUGCAAAAGCCUCCGCUGAGAAGAUGGUAAUUUCAGUGGAAGAGGCGAAACGGAACGGCGCUUUGCCCCAAAAGCAGCCCAGAGAAGUCCCCCCUGAAAAACAGCAGCCAGCGCUUGGGACGGCGGGCAGCCAAAGCGGGGGGGCGCCCAAGCCCUCCCAACCUGCGGGCUUCCACCCCCCCGAAACGGGGACGCCCAAAAUCCGGAGCGCCGUGGCGCUCCAUCGCCCCCCCGAGGCUCGCUACAGGGGGCCUGACGUCAGCAGCACGUCAGGCGCCUUUCGGGCGUUUGCCAGCGGGCAGCCCAACCGGAUGCGUCCGACUGCGUUUCCGGACGUCCAGCCGCCCGCGAGCGCUCCGGGGGGAACGAAGAGUGCGUCGGGGCUUAUGCGGAAGGGGCUGGAAGACUUUUCUCGGCUGGUGGCGCAGAGGCCGGGGGGCUCAUUCAGCGCGCAAGAUGGGGGAGGGCCGGAUGCGGCGCCGAAUCCUCAGAUGGUGCAGUUUUGGCGGCGGCAGGAGGUGUUGGCAAAGAACAUGCGGUUGCUAGCAGAGAACGACCGAGGCAGCGUCGGCAGCGUCGCAAAGAGUGACGGGCACAGUUGCCCGGCGGGGAAGAAGGAGAAGGACGCGGCAAAGUGCCUGCGGUGCAAGUGCAAGAAGUCCAAGUGCCUCAAACUGUACUGCGACUGUUUUGCCGCGGGCGUCUACUGCUCCGGCUGCCUGUGCGUCAACUGCCUGAACACGGAGGAGAACGCGGCGAUUGUGAACGAGCGCAAGGCCGCCAUCAUCCGGAAGGAGCCGAACGCCUUCCGGAUCGUCGAGGACCGGAGCGUGGGCUUAGCGGUUCAGAGGCACGUGCGGGGGGGGUGCCACUGCCGCAAGUCGCAGUGCCAAAAGGAGUACUGCGUGUGCUUCCAGGCUGGUGUGCCGUGCACCAAGGAGUGCACGUGUUUAGAGUGUCUGAAUGACGUACCGCGGCUCGUCGUCCGGUCAGAGGCACAGCCACAGAGAGCUUGAGAACGUCUUUUGAAAUUAAAGAGACCAGGCAAUGCGGUAAAACUGAGAAAAGAACGGCAGCCAAGAGCCAGUUCGAUUCUAGCACCGGCGUCA